AUGGAUUCGAUUGAAACUGACGAAGAUGAUGCAAUAGUUGGAGCGGCAGCCACAUCUGUCUUAGCUGACUGUGUAGGAGCAAUAGAUGGCACACAUGUGCUUGCAUCUGUUCCUAUCGAACACCAAAAUAGGUAUCGUGGCCGCAAAGGCAACACAACACAAAAUGUCUUGGCUGUUGUCAGCUUUAAUUUGAAGUUCACAUAUGUGCUUGCUGGUUGGGAAGGAUCUACUCAUGACUCUCGCAUAUUAAAUGAUGCAUUGGAGAGACCACGGGGGUUUCAAGUCCCCCAAGAAAAAUAUUAUCUUUUGGAUGCGGGAUAUGGUCUUCGUAAGGGGUUUAUUCCUCCCUAUCAUGGAGUACGCUAUCACUUACAAGAGUAUAGUGAUCUUCCUCCCCAAAAUGAGAAAGAAUUAUUCAACCUUCGUCAUGCAUCAUUGAGAUCUGUUGUUGAACGUGCUUUUGCUAUUCUCAAGAGACGAUUUCGUGUGAUUGAUAACGAACCAUUUUAG
Messenger RNA from Nicotiana tabacum (common tobacco), 510 nucleotides. The record is from RefSeq and is a predicted model, not a curated record. Lineage: Eukaryota; Viridiplantae; Streptophyta; Magnoliopsida; Solanales; Solanaceae.